Messenger RNA from Trifolium pratense (red clover), 450 nucleotides. RefSeq lists its product as uncharacterized. The transcript has a single exon. Lineage: Eukaryota; Viridiplantae; Streptophyta; Magnoliopsida; Fabales; Fabaceae. The record is from RefSeq and is a predicted model, not a curated record. Bases 1 to 450 code for a protein of 149 amino acids.
AUGCUGAGAAAUCCAUCUCAAACACCCCCGUUUAAUGGUUACAUGCCGAUGGUUAAUGAAAUUUUUUCGAGUGGUGGUACAACUAACUUUCCCGAAUUUUCAACACAAAUAACUAUUGCUAAUGAAGAUUCAACUCCUAUGAGCAAGAAAAACCAUCAACCAUCAUGGAACACUGAACAAAAUUUGGUGCUAAUUAGUGGGUGGAUCAAAUUUGGAACAAGCAGUGUUGUCGGGAAAAACCAGAAAGGUGAAACAUAUUGGGGUCAAAUUGCUGACUAUUGUAAUGAGCAUUGCUCAUUCGAUCCUCCGCGUGAUGGAGUUGCAUGCCGAAACCGUUUUAAUUAUAUGAACAAAAUACUGGGUAAAUGGAUUGGCGCUUAUGAUGGCGCUAAGCGUCUCCAAGGAAGUGGUUGGUCCGAGAAUGAUGUUUUGACAAUGUUUCAGGAUUAA